This is a messenger RNA of Gilbertella persicaria, 2034 nucleotides long. RefSeq lists its product as uncharacterized. The record is from RefSeq and is a predicted model, not a curated record. The transcript is spliced from 11 exons. Gene Ontology annotation, biological process: protein histidyl modification to diphthamide. NCBI's taxonomy places the organism in Eukaryota, Fungi, Mucoromycota, Mucoromycetes, Mucorales, Choanephoraceae. Gene Ontology annotation, molecular function: diphthine-ammonia ligase activity. Bases 1 to 2034 code for a protein of 677 amino acids.
AUGAAGAUCGUGGCAUUAAUCAGUGGCGGAAAAGACAGUUGCUAUAAUAUGAUGCAAUGUGUAGCCAAUGGUCAUGAGAUCGUUGCACUCGCGAAUUUAAGGCCUCCAAAUCAAUCAGGCAAAGAUGAGUUGGAUAGUUUCAUGUACCAGACAGUAGGCCAUGAUGCCAUUCAUUAUUAUUCAGAAUGUAUGGAUCUGCCGUUAUAUAGAAGAGAAAUUUUGGGUGGAUCAAUCCUUCAAGGAUCUGACUAUACUGUUACAGCUAACGAUGAAACAGAAGAUCUAUUUAUGCUGCUGUCUGAAGUAUUGGAAAAUCACCCAGAUGUCAAGGGUGUUUCAGUAGGCGCUAUCCUAUCUAAUUAUCAGCGAGUGCGAGUGGAGCAUGUCUGCAAUCGACUAGGCCUUACUUCCUUUGCUUAUUUAUGGAGAAGAGAUCAAAAAGAGCUUUUAUAUGAAAUGGCCAAUGCAGGAGUGAAUGCUAUCCUUAUCAAGGUGGCUGCUAUUGGAUUAAAACCAAUGCAUUUAGGAAAAUCAAUUGGACAAAUGUACCCUUUUUUGUGUAAGAUGAAUGACAUGUAUGAUUUACAUAUCUGUGGUGAAGGAGGCGAAUAUGAGACAUUCACCAUUGAUUGUCCUUUAUUCAAAAAGCGUAUUGUUGUAGAUGAAACUGAGACUAUAAUUCACUCAGACGAUGCAUUUGCUCAAGUCGCUUAUUUGAAAUUCAAAAAAUGCUCUGUAAUCCAAAAGACUUCCGAAGAAACGGACAUGUGUAACACUGUCAUUCAAGACUGGAAGAAUUGGGAUUUAUACCAAGACAUCAUCACUUGCGUUGAUAAUCAAGAUACGUCAAUUAUUCAGCCAGAGUUAAAGACAGUUUGCUUGGAAAAUAUCAAACGUGAGCAGUGUGCAACUACUGACCUUUUCCCGUUUGUUGCUAUCUCCGGAACCACUGCAUAUGAAACACAAAAUAGUUUUGACAGCAUUGAAGAGGAGACAGAAGCAUGCAUGAAAGCAGUACAAGAAAAGCUAGCACAAAGAGAUUUGAGUUGGAAAGAUGUGGUCACAGUCAAUGUGCUAGUACGAGAUAUGAAUGAUUUUGGUCGAAUCAAUGCUAUCUACAAAAAUUUUUUUGAUAUCAAUCCUUCUCCAAGAGCCCUUAUAGGUGCACACUUGAAAAGUCCCUGUAACCUUAAAAUUGAUGUCGUUGCAAUCAAAGCACAAGAUAACGUCAAAAGAGAUACGAUGCAUGUACAAGGUAUUUCUUAUUGGGCACCAGCUAAUAUUGGACCUUAUUCUCAGAGUGUGAUUACUCAAGGGCAUGCAUUUAUUGCUGGCCAAAUUGGCCUUGUGCCCAACACUUUAGAACUACCAUCUCCCAAGUCAUUUGCGGAUGAAGCCGCUCUAUCUUUAAGAAACCUAGAAACUAUUGCUUCUGUACUUGGAUUGCCUUUAAAAUCGCACGUGGCUCUUUGUUAUUGCUAUGUUAGCAGUCCUAAUUAUUUACCCUUAGCUGAAGCUACCUGGAAUACAUACAUGAACAACCAAACACCGCCUACUGUUUAUGCCGCAGUUCCGGCACUUCCCAAAGGGGCUAUGGUAGAAUGGCAAGUUGUCCUAAGUGCUCCUCUGCCUGUCUCGGACAGUGAUGAUUCAGAUGAAGAAGGCAUAAACAAAUUAGACUCGCUUAAUUUGACACAAGAACCCUUUAAUACGAACACAGGCUCACGAGUAUCUAUAAGAAAACAAAUGACAACGAUUGUUGCACAAUUAACAGGCACCAAAGAUGUGUUUACAGAUAUAGUCUCUUCGCUCAGCAAAUCCCUUGAACAAUCUGGAAAGAGGUGGAAAGAUGUCCUUUCGGUUCGAGUUUACUAUUGCAACACGCUCUUUUUGGAUGACACGAUUGCCACAAACUAUUUAGUGUCCGAACUUGCGAAAAUAACGGAAACCGUUCCUUCUAUCACUAGUGUAGCUGUUGAUGCCUUGGGUUCCCAUGCAAACAGUGUCCUAGCUUGUUCUAUGCACAUCUUGUAG